Podospora anserina S mat+ is the source of this 939-nucleotide messenger RNA. RefSeq lists its product as uncharacterized. The record is from RefSeq and is a predicted model, not a curated record. The transcript is spliced from 2 exons. NCBI's taxonomy places the organism in Eukaryota, Fungi, Ascomycota, Sordariomycetes, Sordariales, Podosporaceae. The coding region runs from base 1 to 939 and encodes 312 amino acids. Gene Ontology annotation, molecular function: hydrolase activity, acting on ester bonds.
AUGUCGCUAACAAACUGGUCGUUCACCCCUUUUCCUCCUCUGCCAGCUACCAUUCUGCCCAAUGCUGCGUUUUGGAAUGCUACAAACCCAGUCAAUAAUAUCACCUACCAAAUUCAAGUGUCAUGGCCCUUUGAAUGGUCGUCUCGCAAUGUCGCCAACAAAACUGCCCUGUCCAUUUUGGAUGAAAGGUAUGUCCUUGACGGCAACGCCCUAGCCGGCACCGCCUCGGAAGCUUUCAAACGCCGCAAACCCGUCUCCUUCUCCCAGCCCGACGCGGUCGUCAUCUCCGUCGGCUACCCCCUCACCGACUCCGUCUACGACCUUUCCCAACGCGCCACCGACUUUCGCCCUCCCCUUUCCACCCCCCAAACCCCACCCUCCGGCGCCGACCCCUUUCUCGCCUUUCUAACCUCCAGUUUGCGACCCUUUGUCAAAUCAACCGUCUUCCCCAACAUCAACUUCACCCGCGACGCCCUCUACGGUCACUCCUUCGGCGGCCUCUUCGUUCUCUGGUCAUUGAUUCAGAACCCCAACAACUUCGACACUUACCUCUCCGCCUCCCCCGCGCUGGAUUGGAACAACGCUUCUCUGCUAAACGACAUAACAACAAGACUAGGAAACGGAAUUGACAUUCCUGGCGAGCUCUACUCAUCCAACCUCACCUCGUCCAAGCUCUCCAGACCAGCCGUGAUGAUCACCUACGGGGAAAUAGAGCAGUUUCCCCAGCGGAAGAGGACCGAGACGGAGGCGGAAUUCCAGUUUCGCAAAAACUUUAUCCAGCCGUUCAAGAUGACGCGGUAUGCGCGGGAAGCGUUUGACAGGAUCGAGGGGAGCGGAAGGGUGAGGGAUGUGGCGGUCAAGGAGUACAAAGGGCAGGACCACAGCAGUGUUGGGGCGAGCGCGGUGAAUGAUGGGGUGGAUUAUUUUAUUGAUUGGUAG